GAAUCCCAAGUCCAGUGGUAUGGCGAGCAAGAAGUUUGGCGAUUUCGUGAAGAUUGUAUCCCAGUACAUUACCGGCACACAGGGCUUCGACCGGGUCGUAAAAAUGAUUAAAAUCACAGAUGGCGGUGAUGGUCGUGUGGUCGGAGAGUUCACUGUGGAGAAGGAGCAUCUGAAUCGGGGUGGAACUUUGCACGGUGGUCUGACGGCCACCAUUGUGGACAAUGUCACCACAUAUGCCCUGAUGUCCAAGGGUUCGCAUCCCGGGGUCUCAGUGAAUCUAAAUGUGAAUUAUAUUUCGCCAGCUAAGCCGGGUGAAGUCGUUGAAGUCGAAGCAAAUACUGUAAGGGCAGGGAAAAAAUUGGCCUAUUUGGAUUGUGUUCUUAGGCGGAAAUCGGAUGGAAGGAUCAUCGCUAAUGGUGGACAAGUUAAAUUUGUUGAUUUCGAAAAGGAAAAGAUGGAUUUCUAAUUCCUCUAAACAUUGUUUAAAUCUUACAAAUAAAUUAAUCAAUCUAUCGA
Drosophila serrata is the source of this 516-nucleotide messenger RNA. Its product is annotated as acyl-coenzyme A thioesterase 13-like. The record is from RefSeq and is a predicted model, not a curated record. Gene Ontology annotation, molecular function: fatty acyl-CoA hydrolase activity. Lineage: Eukaryota; Metazoa; Arthropoda; Insecta; Diptera; Drosophilidae.